Vidua chalybeata is the source of this 1437-nucleotide messenger RNA. It is a transcript of the gene SNAPC2, whose product is annotated as small nuclear RNA activating complex polypeptide 2. Bases 90 to 983 code for a protein of 297 amino acids. The transcript is spliced from 5 exons. NCBI's taxonomy places the organism in Eukaryota, Metazoa, Chordata, Aves, Passeriformes, Viduidae. Gene Ontology annotation, cellular component: nuclear body. The record is from RefSeq and is a predicted model, not a curated record. Gene Ontology annotation, molecular function: RNA polymerase II general transcription initiation factor activity. Gene Ontology annotation, biological process: snRNA transcription.
UUGUGACGUCACAAAAAGCGCGCCAAGAAGACGCGGCCGCCAUGUUGGCGCCGUGAGGGCGAAGCCGCCGCCAUGACGGAGCCGCCGCCAUGAAGCCGCCGCGGCGGCCCCGCCUGAUCCCGGCGCGGUUCUUGAGGCUCUCGCCGAGCCCCGAGCGGCCGCAGCGGGGCCCGUGGGGGCUGCGGGAGAAGCGGGCGCUGCUGGAGGCGCUGCGGGCCGAGGCUCAGCGCGGCCUCCCCGAGCAGCGGCUGGCGGCGGCGCUGAGGGAGCGGCUGCCCCGCAGGAGCGAGGAGGAGAUCCGGGCGCUGCUGGUGCGGCUGCGGGGCCGGGCGGCCCGCGAGGCCCUGACCUCGAAAUUCCGGAACUUUCUGCGAUUCCAGCGCCGCGUCCGCGCCCCCAUCCAGGGCCGAUUUUUGGGUUCCAACGCCGAUUUUUGGGGUCCCCAGGUGUGGCAGGACCUGGCUGAGACCCUCGUGGGAGGGGUCCUGGAGGGACCCCCCAGAGCCGCCUUCUCCCAGGUGCUGACGCUGGCGGCCACGGAGCCCCUGACCCUCGACCACUCCAGACCCCCCCAAAAUUCGGGGACCCCCCCACAUUUGGAGCCUUCCCAAAAUUCGGGGACCCCCCCCGAGGUGGGGACCCCCCAAAAUUCGGGGUCACCCCAAAGCCGGGGGGGGCUGCAGGUGGAUUUUGGGAGGAUUUACGAGUUCCUGGCGCGGAUCAGCGCGGGGGGGGAGGGGCCCCCCCUGCCCCCCGCAGAGGCCGCGGUGGUUCUGUCCUUACUGGGAGCGCUGCCGGCCGAACUGGGAGCACUGGGGGGGCUGGGGGGGCUGGGGGGGCUCCGGCGGCACCUGCGGGGGCUCUGGGGGUCCCUGAGCGCCCCCCCAGCCCCGGCGGGGCCCCCCCAGAGCCCCGAGCCCGCCCAGUGCCCCCCCCUGAACCCCUUACUGGUGCCACUGGUCUUACUGGGACGGGCGGGCUGAGGGGCCCGGAGCGGGGGGGGGGGGGGAAAUUCCCCAAUUUUGGGGGGGUCCAAAAUUCCCGAGGGGGCCCCAAAAUCCCCAGGGGGGGGCCCAAAUUCCCGAGGGGGCCCCAAAUCCUGGGAGGGUCCAAAAUUCCUUGGGGUGAGACCCCAAAUUCCCGAAUUUUGGGGGGUGGGAAAUCCCAAAUUUCCCGGGAAUUCCCAAUUUUUUGGGGGGGUGGGAAAUCCCAAAUUUCCCAGGAAUUCCCAUUUUUUGGGGGGGUGGGAAAUCCCAAAUUUCCCAGGAAUUCCCAUUUUUUUGGGGGGGAUGGGAAAUCCCAAAUUUCCCGGGAAUUCCCAAUUUUUGUGGGGGGUGGGGGGGGGAUCCCGAAUUUUGGGAUGAUCCCGAAUUCCCUGUGCUCUUUCCCGGGUUUUUUGGGAAGGGGGAGAAAAUAAAUGUUUGGGUUUUCCCGAAA